AUGGAACAGGUGAUGGCCAACGUGACGGGGACGCCCUCUGUCGCCGUUUGCGUAGAGGGCGUCUUCCAGCGGACGACCCCGCUCCAGCUGGCACGAAUGGCUUCGGCUUUGAGGAGCCUGGGCAAAGAGUACCUGGUUGUGUCGGUCAUGUCGGGUGGAGCCGGAGAGGAGGGCCAGGACCAGCACCUGUGCAAGUUGGCCAUGAGGAGCCUGCGGUCGGCUUUCGGGCUGAAGAUGAGGUCAUUGCUCUGUGUGGUGGACCCAACCGAUCGAGACAGACAGUUCAAGUUGAAGUUUCUGCGAUCCCUACCGAACUCGGCGAACUGGAGCUGGUGGAAAGAGAACUUUAAUCACCUCUGGACCCAUCGAGUCGCAGAUGGCGUUACCAUGGCAGGCCAUGUGCAGAGUUGGACCAUGAAGCAAAUGUGUCUCCAAGAGGUCGUGAAGCUGGAGAGAAGGCUGCCAGCGCUUGUGGACUGGGUGAUCUACUUGCGCUCGGACUUAGAUUUUCUGGCUCCGCAUCCCCCUCUCACGCCUAUGGCUGCGAUGGGCCCUGGUCGUGUUUGGAUUCCAGACGUCAUGGAUUGGGGAGGUCUGAAUGAUCGCUGGGCAGUCAUGUCGCGCGACGUGGCACCCGUCUACCUGGGCCGGAUUCGGGAUCUGAUCGAAAUUCGGCAAUAUGAGUACAUGCCUUCUGUCUUUUGUGUCCCAAUGGAAGGUUUUAAGAUGACAGUUUCAAUCUAA
Symbiodinium necroappetens is the source of this 744-nucleotide messenger RNA. The record is from the annotation of a GenBank genome assembly. NCBI's taxonomy places the organism in Eukaryota, Dinophyceae, Suessiales, Symbiodiniaceae.